Messenger RNA from Humulus lupulus (European hop), 1299 nucleotides. RefSeq lists its product as uncharacterized. The record is from RefSeq and is a predicted model, not a curated record. The transcript is spliced from 5 exons. The coding region runs from base 136 to 1008 and encodes 290 amino acids. Lineage: Eukaryota; Viridiplantae; Streptophyta; Magnoliopsida; Rosales; Cannabaceae.
AUUAAUUUUCUUGUUCAGAAAUAAAUUUCCUUAAAAAUUAAAAACCCUUUUACGACCAAGGAGACUCAGUUAUCUCCAAUGGCGGACCGGGAAGCAUAACUAUAGCUUAGUAUAUCUCAGCUACUCUUUUUCAAGAUGAAACCUUUUUGUCCUUCUUCCACAAACUCUCAUGUUCGACUGUUAAUGGCUUCAAUUUGUAGGUUCGAUUCCUCUGGGCCAAGACAAAAUUCGAUUACUCUUCUUCGGCCUAGCUACUGCAAUUCCAUAUCUUUGAGCUCGCGCUUCAAGCCCUACCGCUUGCUUGCGUUUUCGGCUUCGGGUUCCUCUCAAUCAACAUCUUCUAGCGCCGAACCGGCGUACCGAAUCGUUUCGUCGGAGGCAGAGGAGGGUUCGAAUGAAGAGCUUGAUGGAGUUAAGGACGAAGCAGCGGACGUUGGGUGGCGUGUGGAAGUGGGAAGCCCUAGACUUUCAAUCCCAUCGAUGGCGAAAUUGAGCUUGAGCGACCAGGCUUUCUUUCUUCUUGCGUUCAUCGGUUGCACGACUUCUGUGGCAUUUAUUAGCCUUGUGGCUGCUGCUGUCCCAACUCUGUAUGCGAUGGGGCGAGCUGCAACAUCUCUCUCAAAACUAGCAGAUACAGCUCGCGAGGAACUCCCUAGCACAAUGGCAGCCGUUAGGCUCUCAGGAAUGGAAAUCAGCGAUCUUACAUUGGAAUUAAGUGAUCUAAGCCAAGAGAUAGCUGAUGGGGUCACUAAAUCUACCCAAGCGGUGCAAGCGGCAGAAGCUGGAAUUCGACAGAUUGGCGUGCUUGCUCAUCAACAGACUAUCUCGAUGAUUCAAGAAAGAGCAAGCCUGCCCAUUAUAUCUUUACAACCUGCGGUUGUUGGUGCUGCAAAGAAGACUUCUCGUGUUGUUGGCCGAGCUACAAAAUCCUUAAUGAAUAUGAUCUCCGGAGGGAACAACUCUGAGGCUGAACAAGAUGACAGUGAAGUUGCUAAUACAGAUACAUAGGACCUUUUUGUUGUCUUUUUCACUAAUUAUUAGUGCUGAAGAUUCUUAGAACUCAUCUCCAUAAUCUUCAUAUCCAGUUUGAUUUUUGUUUUUUCAUAUUUCAAAGUUCAGUUGGAGAUGAAGGCAUGGUGUUUGAAUCAUCGAAUGUCAUUACACUGAAAAUUAUGCUCUUUGUAGUUGUACAUAAUGUAAAGACUAGUAUCAAAACGUUGAAAUUUGUUGUAUGACGAUACCAAAAAUAACCCAAAUAAAGUUGGGGAAUGAAUAUUAAAAUGGUCAUCCUUUACUUCA